Molecule: messenger RNA, 1494 nt
Organism: Prunus armeniaca (apricot)
Lineage: Eukaryota; Viridiplantae; Streptophyta; Magnoliopsida; Rosales; Rosaceae
Source: the annotation of a GenBank genome assembly
AUGCGAAGACAGGGGCUUCAUCAACGGCAGCAUGCGAAGCCAGCAGGAGGUGGAGGAGGAGGGGUGAAGGGCAUGAUUGGGAGGCUAUUGAUCGCGGUUGUGGUUGUCUUGAUCUGCACCAUUUCUUUUGUUGUUACAUCGACGAGCAAUGGCGGCGCUCGAUCUGGCUCUCGCUCUAAGAUGAGUUUAGAUGAACUUUGGAGAAGUGCUGAUUCUGUUGGUUGGAGACCAUCAUCAGCUCCACGGUCUGAUUGGCCUCCUCCACCAAGCGAGACUAACGGCUACCUACGUGUGCGCUGUAAUGGUGGUCUCAAUCAACAACGCACUGCGAUCUGCAAUGCAGUUCUUGCAGCAAGAAUCAUGAAUGCCACACUUGUCCUGCCUGAAUUGGAUGCAAACUCUUUUUGGCAUGAUGAUAGUGGUUUCCACGGUAUCUAUGAUGUUGAGCAUUUUAUGAAGUCAUUGAGGUAUGAUGUAAAAAUUGUGGAAAAAAUACCAGAAAUUCGCCAAAAUGGGAAGACCAAGAAGAUAAAAGCUGUACAGCUUCGUCCCCCUAGAGAUGCUCCUAUCAGUUGGUAUACUACAGACGCUCUUGUGAAAAUGAAGGAGCAUGGUGCUAUUUAUCUUACUCCAUUUUCACAUCGUUUGGCAGAAGAAAUUGACAACCCUGAGUAUCAACGGUUGAGGUGUAGAGUUAACUAUCAUGCUUUGAGGUUUAAGACAAAUAUUAUGGAGUUAAGUCAAUCAAUAGUAGAUAAGCUUCGCGCACAAGGUCACUUCAUGUCCAUACAUCUUCGUUUUGAGAUGGAUAUGCUGGCAUUUGCUGGGUGCUUUGAUAUUUUCAACUCCAAAGAGCAGGAGAUUUUGAAGAAGUAUCGAAAAGAAAAUUUUGCGCCAAAGAAGCUUGUCUACAAGGAAAGGAGAGCCAUUGGAAAAUGCCCAUUAACUCCAAAAGAGGUCGGUCUUAUUUUACGUGCAAUGGGGUUUAACAAUUCUACCAGGAUAUACUUAGCUGCUGGUGACCUAUUUGGUGGGGAGAGAUUCAUGAAACCUUUUCGGGCUUUGUUCCCUCACCUUGAGAACCACAGUUCUGUAGAUCCCUCAGACGAGCUAGCAGAAAACACCCAGGGGUUGUUAGGGUCUGCAGUGGACUACAUGGUUUGUCUCCUCUCUGAUAUUUUUAUGCCUACAUAUGAUGGCCCUAGCAACUUUGCAAACAAUCUCCUUGGUCACCGCCUUUAUUAUGGCUUCCGAACCACAAUUAGACCCGACAGGAAAGCACUUGCCCCAAUCUUCAUUGAUCGAGAGAAGGGACGGACAGCAGGUUUUGAAGAAGCUGUUAGGCAAGCCAUGUUCAAGACCAACCUUGGCGGGCCCCACAAGCGGAUCCCACCUGAGUCUUUCUAUACAAAUUCUUGGCCAGAAUGUUUCUGCCAAACAUCUCCACAGAAUCCGGCACAUAAAUGUCCACCAGAAAUUCUUGACAGCAGUUGA